AUGUCGAAAGAUGGCAAUGUGCAAAAGGACGCCGCCGAGACCACAUCGUUGUUAAGCGCGGCAGCCGCCAACAAUAUCUCCAAGAAAUGCGGUCAUCCUGGCCGUGAUGUGGAAGAGGUGGUUCCCUUGCAAGACGUCCCCUUCUCGAGGCUGGUCCUUAUCAUGUGUACUGCUUGGACCGGUGUCUUCCUCGGUGCUAUGGACGAGACCAUCAUCGCUACGCUGGCAGGCCCCAUUACGAGCGAGUUUGAAUCUCUUUACCUGCUGUCCUGGCUUGCUACGGCUUACCUCCUUUCCAGCGCUGCCUGUCUACCCGUCAUGGGCCGCCUUACAGACAUCUUCGGCCGCGGUCCCGGCUUGGUCUUGUGUAACGUCCUCUUUGCUUCCGGGAACCUCAUCUGCGGCCUGGCUACGGAUCCGCACGUCGUGCUUGUCGGCCGCGUCAUAGCAGGCAUGGGCGGUGCCGGCCAAAGGAGUAUCGCCAACUUUCUGGGCUCUGACUUGAUCCCGCUGCGCAAGAGAGGCAUAGUUCAGGGCAUUUCAAAUGCGUUUUACGGAUCCGGUGCUAUGCUCGGCGGUGUUUUUGGCGGCAUCCUCAACGACCACACUGCACUUGGCUGGAGAUUGGCCUUCCUCAUCCAGGUGCCUCUGGCCCUCCUCUUAGCAAUCGCCGUUAUAGUUCUCGUCAAAGUGCCCCCCAAGCAGUCCGAACAGUCGUAUGUCGCACGUAUCGACUUUCUUGGCGUCUUUAUGGCUUCUUCAUCUAUUGUGCUGCUGCUUCUUGGUCUAAACUCCGGUGGAAACAUGGUACCUUGGACACAUCCCUUGCCCCUUACAGCUAUCCCGCUUUCGCUAUUCCUAUUAACAGGCUUUGUUUGGUGGGAGCAAAGAACCCAACAGCCAAUCAUCCCGGUGAAGCUUGUGCUUGAUCGAACCGUCCUCUCCUCUUGUUUGACCAGCUUUUUCUCCGACAUAGUCCUCAUGGCUGCACUCUUCUACGUACCCCUUUACCUCCAGGUGCUCGGCGAGUCGACUACCACCGCCGGCCUCAGGAUUCUGUCAUCCCCUGUUGGUGAAUGUCUAGGAGCCCUUGGGUCGGGAUAUAUUAUGAAGCAGACCGGGCAGUAUAUUCGACUGGGCCCCCCUGGUCUGUCUGCCCUGACUCUUGGCACCGUAUUGCUUGUACUCCAAAGCGAGAGGAGCCCGGCCUGGUUAACCAGUCUGGCAUUCUUUUUCGUAGGAGCAGGCUACGGUGCCAUGUUGACAACUACACAGAUUCCGUCCAUCGCUGCUGUUGACCACUCGCAACAAGCCGUUGUAAUGUCUACCAUUUAUUUUAUCCGGAGUAUAGGUGCCACUAUUGGAAUAAGCACUGCAUCCCUGGUGUACCAGAAUAUCUCUACCCGACAACUGUGGGCAAGAUUCGGUAACAGGCACGACGCUGCUGAAGUCAUUGGUCGUAUUCGGGACAGCCUGACUGAGCUGAAACACUUGCCAGCGGAAUGGUAUGGUGGAGUGAUGGCAUCCUUCAUGGAGGCAUUUCGAGGCGUCUGGAUAAUGCUUCUUUGCUGCUCGGUCCUGGCACUCGUCAGCGUCUCACUGCUAAAGCAGCAUCAACUUCAUGCUACGCUAAGCAGGUGUUGA
This is a messenger RNA of Metarhizium acridum CQMa 102, 1644 nucleotides long. RefSeq lists its product as uncharacterized. Gene Ontology annotation, cellular component: fungal-type vacuole membrane. NCBI's taxonomy places the organism in Eukaryota, Fungi, Ascomycota, Sordariomycetes, Hypocreales, Clavicipitaceae. The record is from RefSeq and is a predicted model, not a curated record. Gene Ontology annotation, biological process: basic amino acid transport; transmembrane transport. Gene Ontology annotation, molecular function: basic amino acid transmembrane transporter activity.